AUGUCUAGUGUGAAAGAACUAACCACUAAUUUUGUCAAACUUAAGAAGUUUGAUGGAGUGGAAUUUCGACGUUGGAAGAAGAAGAUGUAUUUUCUUCUUACUUCGUUGAAGGUUGCCUAUGUCAUUAGUACUCCUAGGCCAGUAGAACAUGAGAAUGAAACCAUGGAAGAUAUUCGUGAGAAAUCAAAAUGGGAUAAUGAUGACUUUAUUUGUCGGGGUCAUAUUCUCAAUGGGAUGGAGGAUGAUUUGUUUGAUGUGUAUCAACAUGUUGAGUCUGCUAAGGAAUUAUGGGAGUCUUUGGAGAGCAAAUAUAUGGCGGAGGAUGCUUCUAGCAAGAAGUUCCUUGUAAGUAAUUUUAAUAAUUUCAAAUUUAUUGAUAGUAGGUCCAUCAUGGAUCAAUUUCAUGAGAUACAACGUAUUUAUGGUAAUUUGAAACAACAUGGAAUUAGUGUUGAUGAACUAUUUGUUGUUUCAAGUAUCAUUGAUAAGCUACCUAAUAGUUGGAAAGAUGUUAAACAUGAAUUAAAACACAAAAAGUAG
This is a messenger RNA of Chenopodium quinoa (quinoa), 540 nucleotides long. RefSeq lists its product as uncharacterized. Lineage: Eukaryota; Viridiplantae; Streptophyta; Magnoliopsida; Caryophyllales; Amaranthaceae. The coding region runs from base 1 to 540 and encodes 179 amino acids. The record is from RefSeq and is a predicted model, not a curated record. The transcript has a single exon.